AUGAGUCAACAACCGAACGACCGCAGGGAGAUCAAGACCGAUCGCCAUGGGAUGAGGAGAGAACGAGACGUGCUGCUACUCUAUGGCGCAGCUUUUCGCAAUAUUCCACGCACCGACAAUGUGGAAAGCCAUGUACCUCGGCCAUCCUUGGACUCAACUCUAACAGCCUUGUGUCAACUUACCGCCAUUCGGAUGGGAGCGCAACGGUCCAUGAUAUCACUCCUUGACGAAGAACGACAACACAUACUUGCGGAGGCAACCUGUGAUCUACCUCUGCAACCAGAUGGUUUGGGUGAUGCUUCAAAUACCCUCUGGCUUGGGAACGUAAGCAUUCCGCGAAGUUGGGGCAUAUGCGAAAAGGUCUUGAAAUUGGGUCCAAACGUUGAACCUAUCCUGGUCAUCAGUGAUCUUACCACAGAUCAACGUUCAUGCUUCCGAGAAGAUGUUGAAAGCAAUCCCGAUAUGCGCUUCUACGCCAGUGUCGCAUUGAAGUCCCCAAAUGGUGCGACAGUUGGAACGCUUUGCAUCUUCGACAACAAGAGCCGAGACGGUCUUUCCAAAGAGGAAGCAGAGCUAUUUAAGGACCUUGGUUCCACGGUUGUUAGUUAUCUGAACACAUACACGAUUAGCGACCAGUACAGACGGGGGGAGAGGUUCACACGCGGUCUUGUCUCUUUUGCUGAAGGCGCAUCUGCUUUGGUACCUUUCGAGAGAGAAGUUCGGCAAGACUCGGCAUCGUCUUCACAAACAUCAUCUGAUAUAUCUUCUACAACGGACAAGGAGAUAGUGUCUACAGACGACACCGAAAAGGUACACGAAGGUGUUGAGUUAAACGAGACCACUUCCAAUCAUCCCUUAUCAGCUAUAGCAAAGACAGCUCGUGCUAAAUCCGCCCGGCACCGAUCAAUACGUUCGCUUCAGGACUCUAUCCUGCCCAAUGACUCAAAGUCCAUGUUCUCACGUGCUGCGAACGUAAUUAUGGGCUCGAGCGACCUGGAUGGAGUGCUUAUACUCGACGCGAGCGUUGCGGCGAGCGGUGGACAUCGUCGUGCUAAUAGCGCCUCAGGAAGUGGUACUGAGGCUCCUUCCGAAUCAUACCAAUCCAGGUCCUCCAGCGACGAUGCAAGCUCGAACAGCACUGAGGAACAUCAGCGCAGCUCUUCUUCAUCGAGUUCCAAGAUGUGUCAGCUGCUUGGUGUGGCCACCCCGAGCGACAAAGAGAAUCCCGAGUAUGGGACAUUGUUAGAGCCCGACCUGUCACGUUUGUUCCACGAAUAUCCACAUGGCAAAAUUUUUACAUUCUGCGCCGAAGGUCAUUCUUUGUCCUCUACUGAGGAGUCGACAUCGAACCCUAACGAUACUGGAAAUCUAUCACCUGCUACAUCAUCGAAGCGCAAGACCAACGGCCGGCCACAGCGAGGAUCGACUGCUAUCAAGGCCAUGUUCCCUAAAGCACGCAGUGUCGCUUUUGUUCCCUUUUGGGAUUUCGAGAGGGCUCGAUGGUUUGCUGGUUGCCUAUGUUGGAGCAAUGAUGCGUAUCGAUUGCUGUCCACUUCAGUAGAUUUGGCAUACUUCAAGAUUUUCAGCCAUUCCAUCAUGAGGGAAUUGUCCAGGCUAGAUGCUGUAGCUUUGAACCAGGCUAAAACGACGUUUGUCGCUUCCAUAUCACAUGAACUUCGUUCACCUCUACACGGCAUCCUGGGUACGCUGGAGUUCAUCAAAGACACCCCCCUCGAUUCAUUUCAGACCAGUAUGAUGAACUCUUUGCAUGCUUGUGGUUCAACUCUUCUCGAUACUAUCAACCACGUCAUGGACUAUGCCAAGAUUAGCGAUGCAAAGAAAAGCGUGUCCUCCAAGAGACUGAAAAAUGCGAACACGAUACGACUAUCUUCGAAGCCAUUGAAGAACCGGCGAAGAAAAGAUCCCGCAUUUGAUCUUACCAUCGCAACCGAAGAAGUCGUGGAAGCUGUCUUUUCUGGAUCCUCAUAUAUCCCGGUCACCUCAAAGCUCGUGGAAGCGCCUUCAUCGCCUACGGACGAAUACGCAGUUCCGUUUCCGCAACGCAAAACACGGUUUAUCAUCCUAGAUAUGGCUUUCGAUGAGGACUGGGUCUUUUCAUUUCCGAUUGGGUCUUGGAGAAGAAUAGUAAUGAACUUAUUCGGCAAUGCUAUUAAGUAUACCGACACCGGAUACAUUCAUGUUUCUUUGCGUUCGAGCAAACUAACAGACAACACAAACGCCCCCACUGCAAUCACACUCACCAUCACGGAUACCGGCUCAGGUAUGAGCCCUGGGUUUCUUGCAAAUCGGAUAUUCCAUCCGUUCUCCCAGGAAGAUUCCCACGCGCCGGGUACAGGCUUGGGCUUGAGCAUAGUCCGACAGAUCAUCGACACCAACGGUGGCAAGGUUGAGGUCAGCAGUGAUCCCCAAGUCGGCACCAAACUCAUCGUCAAACUCGCCCUUACCAGACCCGAAGCUCCUGUCUCGUUGACAGCGGAAAGAGCGCAAUACCUGUCUCAUCUACCAAGAUUAAAAGGCCGGAGAAUAUGCAUCCUUCGCAAGAAAAUAGCGGAAGCAAGCGAGAAUACUAGCGUCUCAAAAACAGACGAAGGCCUUCUUCGCUUCACCAAUGCACUAGCCGAUACCCUGGAGACACAACUCAAAAUGCAAGUUGUGAAGACAACCGAGUGGGGAGGUCAUCAUGCAGACAUCGUCAUCUGCCCUGAACUGUCUUUUGAGUAUCUCGCUACGAUUCGCAAACGAAGAGCUCACGGUCAACGCGCCCCAGUAACCGUCUUCGUCGGGAUGGACGCGCUUGAAGCUGCUACCCUCCGUUCUGAUGUCCGUGUGACAAAUCGGGAAUCUGUCGUUGAAAUCAUCACCCAACCUUGUGGCCCUUACAAGCUGGCCUAUGUUCUCAAUCGAUGUCUGGACCGCUUUGAUCAUCCAGCAGAAAACUGGCAGUAUACUGCACCAACUAGCCAGUCACUACAGCCCUUGUCGCAAGAAACCAAGCAGCAUACCUAUCCCUCCUCACCGACCAACUCAUUGCAAAGCACCCUUGAGUCUUUGAAUUCGGACGCGUCUGGACCGGUCGCUUCAUCUACAGCUGGAUCCACUACUGCGCAGCCUUCGGUUACGUCGCCUACUGAAGAAGAGGAUCCUGUGGUAUCCCAUACCCUCAUCGUCGACGACAAUUUGUUGAACCGAAGGCUUCUCAUAGCAUACAUGAAAAAGAACGGACUUCAAUUCGAAGAAGCAUCAAAUGGGCAGGAAGCUUUGGACAAGUAUCGGGAAGGAUCGCGAAAAUUUGAUGUCAUACUGAUGGAUAUGUCCAUGCCAGUCAUGGACGGCAUGAGCGCCACACGUGCCAUUCGCGAACACGAACGAGAUAAUAACAUGCCAAGGUCUUCUAUCGUUGCGCUUACUGGCUUAGUGUCAUCAAGUGCUAAGCUAGAAGCAUGGAGUUCAGGGAUUGACCAUUUCAUGACGAAGCCGGUCAACUUCAAGGCGCUUGGAGAGCUUCUCAAGAACGAUGAGACACGGAGGCAUACGAGGAUGAGAAGUACAGGGAUUAUACGGGAUGCGGCUACUAUAACCUCUGAAGAUGGCCAAGCGACAUGA
Messenger RNA from Alternaria burnsii, 3624 nucleotides. RefSeq names its product sensor histidine kinase response regulator. Gene Ontology annotation, molecular function: protein binding; phosphorelay sensor kinase activity. Lineage: Eukaryota; Fungi; Ascomycota; Dothideomycetes; Pleosporales; Pleosporaceae. The record is from RefSeq and is a predicted model, not a curated record. The transcript is spliced from 4 exons. The coding region runs from base 1 to 3624 and encodes 1207 amino acids. Gene Ontology annotation, biological process: phosphorylation; phosphorelay signal transduction system.